Trichomonas vaginalis G3 is the source of this 1086-nucleotide messenger RNA. RefSeq lists its product as uncharacterized. The coding region runs from base 1 to 1086 and encodes 361 amino acids. NCBI's taxonomy places the organism in Eukaryota, Parabasalia, Trichomonadida, Trichomonadidae. The record is from RefSeq and is a predicted model, not a curated record. Gene Ontology annotation, biological process: nuclear membrane organization. Gene Ontology annotation, cellular component: nuclear inner membrane. The transcript has a single exon.
AUGAAGAAUUUAGCUUUUUUAUUAUUUGCCUUCAGCUUUCUAUCUUUUACUUUUGAGGGUUACUCAGGUAAGAGAAUCAGCAUCAUUAAGCAAGUAAGAUCAAUUUUUACUAAAAUUGAUGCCAAUGAAAUUCCUUCUACACUUAAAAACGGAGAUUUUAUUUAUUUCAAUACAAAUAAUGUCUCAUACAAUUUAAUUGAAGAUCCGGAGUUUAACAUAACUCAAACUUGCGGAGAAUUAAGAAGAGAAGUUCAAUAUUGUAUGUGGAAUCAAUAUAUUAAGGUCACUAGAUCCGGAUCUAGUGUUAAAAAGGACUAUUCGUACCAUAAAAUCUGGUCAGCUACUCCAAUCAAGUCCAGAAGAUUUAGAAACUCAAAGAUUAAAAACCCAACAGUAGAUGAAAUUGCAGAUAUGAAAUUCCAUAACAAUAUGACCGCUGGACUUCUUAAUAUUACGAAUGCAUUGCACUUUAUUGGCCCAAAUACUGUUUUUCAACCAGAUUCUGAGGAAUUAGCUCACUUUUCUUCUUCCUCUCAUGCAGAACGUUUUAAUUAUACGAAGAAUGGUAUUUUUUACUCAGAAUUUAAGAAUGGAACUCUUAAAUCUUUAAUAAAUUCGAAUUAUUUCUCCGAUUUUAGCAGCGACACAUACAACAGCUGGUGCGAACCAGGUGAUAGAAGAAUGCGCUUUACAACUUGGGCACCAAAAUACGUAACUGUCGUUGGAAAAUUCUUUAAUAAUACUGUUAUACCAGGAGAGUUCAAAGAAUUCAAGAUCGGUUCCGUAUUUUCUGGUUACGUUACAUUGGAGCAGGCAUUGUCCGUUAACUACUCAAUAAUUCCAACAAUUAUCAAAUGGAUGUUUAGAUUUGUUUUCCUUGGCUUCAUUUCUUAUUGCAUUGUCAAGAAGAUAAGCAUUAAUGUUACUUCUCUUGGUAUUUACAUCUUAGGAAUGGUAAUUUCCCAUCCAUCUUUGAAUAAUGACUAUUACAGGAACAAAGACAUUACAAUUAUUUGUUUAAUUUCAUUCCUUGUUUCAAUCCCGAUCAGUUACUUUUACUUCAUUGAAAAAGAUUCAGAAAUAUAA